UUUGCGGCACUAAUCAUCCGGAAGUGAAAUCAUCAUUUUGAUUCAAAGCUAAAAGUAGGCGUUACGUUUUCUCAUAUUCAGGUGACCUAUUGGGCGUCGUGACGCGUUUAGGGGAGGUCGACUAUAGUCUUUGUCAAACCGAGCGUACAGAGGAUCUCCUGAAGUUCCAUAUACGACUAGGAAGUACCAGCGAGGAUGCCCCCCAUCGGUGCCCCUCCCCCCGUCAACCCUGCCAGUAAGGUGGAGUUGCGGGUGUCGUGUGCCAACCUGCUCGACAAGGACGCUCUCUCCAAGUCUGACCCCAUCUGUCGUCUCAAGAUGUUCCAAGGAGGGCACUGGUAUGAGACUGGCAGGACAGAACACAUCAUGAACACCUUGAACCCCACCUUUGCCAGACCCUUCACUGUGGACUACUACUUUGAGGAGGUUCAGAAGAUGAGGUUUGAGGUGUUUGACAUCGACAAUGCCACCGCUACCCUUGAUGAUGAUGACUUCCUCGGGUAUAUGGAAUGCACUUUAGGCCAGGUUGUGUCUAACAAGGUUUACACCCAACCCCUCCUCCUGAAGGAGGGCAAGAGAGCCGGCAAGGGCUCCGUCACUGUGACUGCGGAGGAACUGUCUGGAACCAGCGAACAUGUCCAUCUUACGUUUUUUGCACGCAAGUUGGACAACAAGGACUUCUUCAGCAAGUCAGACCCUUACCUGGAGAUCCACAGGUGUGACUACGCCUCCCAACAGAUGGUCUACAGGACAGAGGUUGUGAAAAACAACUUGAACCCCAAGUGGAAGCCAUUUAAAGUCAACAUGCAGACUCUCUGUGAUCGAGACUUUGACAAGAAACUGCUGUUCAAGUGCUAUGACUGGGACAGUGAUGGCAGCCAUGACUUUAUCGGACAGUUUGAGACAACGUACAGACAGAUGUCACAGGGAUUACCGGUGGAGUUUCCUUGUAUCAACCCUAAGAAGCAGGCCAAGAAGAAAAGUUACAAGAACUCUGGAGUCAUCACUCUGCAGUCCCUGAAAGUUGUGAAGGAAUAUUCAUUCCUGGACUAUGUCAUGUCAGGGUGUCAAAUCAACUUCACGGUUGGUGUAGAUUUCACUGCGUCCAAUGGUGACCCACGACAAACCACCUCCCUCCACUACAUCAACCCCUACGCACCUAACGAGUACAUGAAAGCACUGAUGGCAGUGGGGGAAGUUGUACAAGACUACGAUAGUGAUAAGUUGUUCCCUGCACUUGGAUUUGGGGCAAGAAUUCCACCCAAUUUCCAGGUGUCCCAUGAAUUUCCUCUCAACUUCAAUGCCCAGAAUCCUUUCUGUGCAGGUGUGCAGGGCAUAGUGGAGGCGUACCAGAAUGCCAUUCGUCAGGUGCAGUUGUACGGCCCCACCAACAUCGCCCCCAUCAUCAGACAUGUCGCCAAGUUUGCUCAUGCGGAACAGCAGCAGGGAGGGGGGGCAAAGAACUACUAUGUCCUGCUACUGCUGACAGACGGCGUGAUCACGGACAUGGCUGAAACCCGGGAGGCCAUUGUACGCGCGUCGCACCUCCCCAUGUCCAUCAUCAUCGUGGGGGUGGGGGAUGCUGACUUCACUGACAUGGAGGUGCUGGACGGGGAUGACGGACUGUUGAAGUCACCGCGGGGAGAGCCGGUCAAGAGGGACAUCGUCCAGUUUGUGCCAUUCAGGCAGUUCAAAAGUGCUGCGCCCGCUGCCCUGUCUCGCUGUGUGCUGGCCGAGUUACCGAGCCAAGUCUCCGGAUACUUCAACAGCCUAGGGAUCACCCCCCUCCCCACCCCCACAGCGCCUCCACCUGCCUACCCUGGUCCAUCCCAGUAACAUCAGCCAUGCUGUCAUGCAAAGUUUCUAAAAAUAUGAAUAGUAGAUUGUGGUGGUGUUACUUGCUUAGACUUAUACUAACCUAAAUGCAUGUACAUGUAUAAUCAUACUCAAAAGGUAUGUCUUGUCUUGAAUAUUUUAUUCUUUAUCAGCUGUGAUUAUUCUUUGUUUAUUAUGCAAAUCAAAAGGCUUAAAAACAGGAUAUUUAAUCACUUAAAACAGCCAACAAUGUUAAGAAAUUGUGACUUUUCCAAAGUUUUCUGUAAUGUCAUUUGGAUCUACCAACACAGAUUAACUUUCAUGCUAAAAUGCAAAUUGUACAGUUUAAAUAAAAAUCUUUUCCAGAAGGAACAUAAUUAUUUCAAUUGUAAAUGAUAUGUAAUGAUUGGCUUCUUUUAUCAGAUAAUACUAAUGAUGACUAUAAAUACUAUCAGGUAACUGAAAAUAUUACAGGUUUUAAACUGGGUGCUUUUUCCUCAGCCACCUUGUGUAGUCUAGAAUAUCAAGGGAUCGUGAUGAUGUCAUAGUGAUGCAGUGUUAUGCAAAAAGCAGGUGUUUAGCAAAACAUUGAUUUACAUAUUAACCAAUAAUUUCAUCUGAUCUAGUUUAAGUAUCAAUUUUUAAUCCAAUCCACUGACGUCCUGGUAGGCACCAACCAUCGAAUACUCUGGAUAUAAACAACAACAGCAAUCAUUCAUAUUGUGAAGACUUGUCUGGCUAUAUCUAUUGAAUGUCUUUCCAAAAAUUCGAUAUUUUUGAGAGUGUUUGUUAGUCAUGAAGUUUGAUAUUAUAAUAUAUUUAAGAUAGAUUUAAUGUUGAUAGUUUAACAAUAUUUCAACUCCAAAAUUUGUAUUGAACUUUCUUAUCCUUGUGAUACAUUUCUACAAGUUUGUAUUUGAAGAUUUUGAGAUCAAUCAUUCAAGACCUUUUCUUUACAAUCUUGGUAACAGUACGACAAGAUAUGACAAUACCUAGUAAAAUAAUAGUUUUGUCACUGAAAAAUGUAGUAGAUGAUAUUUACGUACAUGUACAUGUAUCAUACAGGUGAUAAAAGACCAUUUCAUAUGUGAAUCCUACAUGCAGUUAUUUAGCUAACAGUUAGAAGAUUUAUAAAGCACAAGUACACAUAGAUUUGACUACGGUCUGAAAUACUAUGUGCUGAUUUCAAGUUAAAGUAAAGUAAAUUGUAGCAUUGCAUUGUGCUUGGGGCUAAUGCAUAUUGGAGAUUCAAGUAUGGUGGAUUCAAGUACGAUUUACAUCUUUAUAAAUUAAGUCAGAUAAUGCUAACUUAACAUUAGAUUUCAGGUAGAGUAAUGAGCAUGUAUAUUGCUGUAGCUACUUCACAUUGGAUAGUGUUGUCUCCAAGCAGAAGUAUAUUUUGGAAUGUCACUGUUAGGCCAUGUUGAUUUGAUUAUAUGGAUGACAUAUGACUUUGAAAAUCCCACAACUGAUGUGAGCAUGCCAAUAAAAAAAAGAUUGGCAAUAAAAAUUUGCCUUCAUUAUGAAAUCUACGUGGUCUGGAAGGUCAAACAAAUGACAAACCUUGAAUAUUGAACAAUAGAUUCUUUUCAUUUUUGUUUUUACACUUUUCUUCUUUGACCUUGCAAUUCACAUCGACAUAAUUAAUUUGAUAUGUGUUUUCUGAUGUAUAUUUUUGUCUACGGCAUAUAGUUGGUUCAUUUGCAACUGCCUUCUACAAUUCAAAGCAUGGUUGAAAACUUUUUUUUUCCAAAAAUUGAUGCUUGCACGUAUGUCAUCCAUAUAAUGAAAUCAGCAUGGCCUUACCAGUGUUGUUUAGCCCUUGCUACAGACAUUGUGGUAAAAAGGGCUGCAGCACUGAUGGUAGAGGACAAGAUACUCCUUACUACCGCUUCAAGUUUUAAGCAAAAUGGCACAGCAGCAAAGAUAAUUUGCAAUACAAAUGUACAUUUUGCCAAAUAUUUUCCCUCGUAUAUGGAGAGAUUUUAUACUUCCCAUUCCCAAUGGGAACUACAACAACAAUUGAGGUUUGCCAAAAUGAUCGGAUAAUAAUGCUGUGGUUGGAUAGACUGGGAAUCUGUAGUUUCAACAAAAUGCCAUGAAAAAGGUGUCAUUUCCAUUGUAAGAUGUGUUUAUUCAGAUAACUUCCAUUGUCUUCUAUUGUGGCAUGAAAUAAAACCAUGCUUUUUUUG
Messenger RNA from Branchiostoma floridae (Florida lancelet), 4007 nucleotides. Its product is annotated as copine-3-like. Gene Ontology annotation, molecular function: calcium-dependent phospholipid binding. Gene Ontology annotation, cellular component: plasma membrane. Gene Ontology annotation, biological process: cellular response to calcium ion. NCBI's taxonomy places the organism in Eukaryota, Metazoa, Chordata, Leptocardii, Amphioxiformes, Branchiostomatidae. The record is from RefSeq and is a predicted model, not a curated record.